AACUUCUUUGCGGAGAAUGAGCAGCUUGCUUUCUGUCCUGCUAUCAUCGUUCCGGGGAUACACUACUCUGAUGACAAGCUGCUUCAAACACGUGUCUUCUCCUAUGCGGAUACUCAGAGACACCGUCUUGGACCUAACUACCUUCAGUUACCGGUCAAUGCUCCGAAAUGUGCUCACCACAACAACCACCAUGAGGGCUUCAUGAAUUUCAUGCACAGGGACGAGGAGGUUAACUACUUCCCUUCGAGGUACGACCCGGUUCGCCAUGCUGAGAAGUAUCCAACUCCACCAGCAGUCUGCUCUGGGAAGCGUGAGAGGUGUAUUAUUGAGAAAGAGAACAACUUCAAGGAGCCUGGAGAGAGAUACCGUUCUUUUACCCCAGAGAGGCAAGAACGUUUCAUCGGUCGAUGGAUUGAUGCUCUAUCAGACCCUCGCAUCACACAUGAAAUCCGCAACAUCUGGAUAUCUUACUGGUCUCAGGCUGAUAAGUCACUGGGACAGAAGCUGGCAAGCCGUCUGAACGUGAGACCAAGCAUCUAAAACGAGUGAACAAGAUUCUUGAUUGGUCGUUGUGUGGUUCUAAUAGGCAAGAGAAGAAAGAUGGGAAGAGAUCAGAUGUGCCAUGGUAUAAUCUUCAUCAUGUGGAUCUUGUGUGUUGUGUUGUAAUAUUAUUUGUUUUAUGACCAAAACAAAAACUUUUGUUCUGUUGUGUAACCUUGGUUUUGUCUCAUGUUGUUAUUCACAAAUAAUAAUACAUCAAAGAUUUUACAAUAAUAGUCGGUGUCAUUUGAUGA
Raphanus sativus (radish) is the source of this 794-nucleotide messenger RNA. Its product is annotated as catalase-2-like. The transcript has 5 exons. Gene Ontology annotation, molecular function: catalase activity; heme binding. The record is from RefSeq and is a predicted model, not a curated record. NCBI's taxonomy places the organism in Eukaryota, Viridiplantae, Streptophyta, Magnoliopsida, Brassicales, Brassicaceae. The annotation marks the transcript as partial. Gene Ontology annotation, cellular component: peroxisome; cytoplasm; plasma membrane. Gene Ontology annotation, biological process: hydrogen peroxide catabolic process; response to hydrogen peroxide.